Molecule: messenger RNA, 1509 nt
Organism: Tuber melanosporum (Perigord truffle)
Lineage: Eukaryota; Fungi; Ascomycota; Pezizomycetes; Pezizales; Tuberaceae
Exons: 4
Coding region: 41-1351 (436 amino acids)
Cellular component (GO): TRAPP complex; Golgi apparatus
Molecular function (GO): protein binding
Source: RefSeq, a predicted model, not a curated record
AUCAUCCAUAACUCACUGCGAAUUCCCCAUACCGAACGAGAUGCCCUCCCUUCCGCCUGCGUCACCCGUAAAAGGCCACACUAGGGCUUCAUCAACUGAUGAACGACGAGUUUCUGUCCCCCGUCGACGAACAAAAGGCCCCUUAGACCUCGGAGACCCCCCAUUCAAGGACCACCCGGCCCCCACUUCCGUCGCAGCAACCACAACCUCCCCACCCUCCUCUCCGACGACUCCCAAACAACGAAUGUCCGCCGGCCUCUUUGACAUGCACCCGCCCGCUAUAUCACGGGACUUUACCUACCUCCUCCACCCCCAGAACUUCCACCCGCUUCCUCAGCACACCAUCCCCGCCGCCUUCCGCGCACCAGCCCACCAGCCCACAGCAUCCACCCCCCUCCACACGCUCCUGUCAACGGGACACUUUCGUGCGGCAGCCAUAACUGCCGCUAACCGGCUCACAAAUUCCACCUCCCCGACUCCGCUUACCAUAGAGGAGAUAUUCAAGCUCUGGUACAUCCGACUGAGCAGUCUCAUGCUCAUUGGGAGCACCUCCACCGCAGCACAGGAAAUAAAAGUGUUCUCAGACCUGGGUUCCAACUUCUACCGGGAUGCACGGGGUGGGCACUUGGUCCCCUGGGAGCUCCGCGUUCUUGCAGUCCGCUUGCAGGCCAUCGGGGUAAGCGACUGGCGUCGGAGCAUAGCGCUUUAUUAUGAGCUAGCCCGUGAGGCCCGCGGCGAGGUACUGAAGCGCGAGGCGAAACCCGACUCCCCGGAACACAAUGCCGAAGGGGCCUCCCUCUGGAGGGGUCGUCUCUGCGACUUGGGAAUUCGUGUCGCCAGCGCGCUGGUGGAAAUGGGUGACUUGGCGGCUGCCUCUCGACAUCUGGAAGGACUUCGAGCGAGUGUCGAUGACCACGAACUCAAAGUAGUAUUAUGUCUACUGUAUGUGCGCAUCGGGAACCUGGCGGCUGCAAAGAAGGUUCUCCCGGCGGUGGGCGGGGAGGAUAUACGCGAGGGGGUUCUCUGCGCGUUGAUACUCAUGGGCGAGGCGAAGUGGGCGGAGGCUGCCGCUGCGUGGAAGGAGAUUUCCGAUACGAAGAGAAUCGAGGAGGGCGGGGACAUGGCGAGUAAUAAUUUGGCAGUCUGUUUACUGUAUAUGGGGGAUCUGAAGGAGGCCCGAAGAGUCCUCGAGUCCCUAAUCGAUGGCGGAACCUCUUUCACUGGUCUAACCUUCAACCUCUCAACAAUCUACGAACUCUGUAGCGACAAUUCAAAAGUACUAAAAGCAGGUCUAGCAGAGAGGGUAGCAGCCCAAGGAAAAGAAAUGACGGGUUCUAGUUUCAAAAUGUAAACGGUAACAGUUGAUUACAGUCACGCGCAUUGCUAUUCUAGAAUACCCGGCACCAUGGGGGAAAACUACAUUUAUUUUAUUGUCGCAUCAUCGGACACAGUGACCGUUUAUCUUAAUUGUUACAUACAAGGAAUGGUGAACGGGCUGCAUUUUCAGAA